CUCGAGCCAGGGGCCGGUUGACGGCUGUUCUUCACAUUAUCCUCUCUGCUGGCCCCAACGCAACAGGAAACAUGUUGUUCGAGGUCCUGAUCGCUCUCCUGCUUGGAGUCGUCAUCUUCCUGCUGGUGUUUAGAAGACGAAGCCAUGUUUUGAAGACAGAGGAUGGCUGGUGGGGGGUUGGCCCCAUCCCUGAUGGCGAGCGGGACACUACCAUCCACCCUUUUAAAGUGACCACCAGCGAUGCGGAGCUGGAGGACCUUCACAGAAGAAUAGACCAGACGCGCCCGGUUCCCUCCCUGGAGGACAGUCAGUUCAAUUAUGGUUUUAACUCGGAGUACCUGGAGAAGGUCGUCUCUUACUGGAGGAAUGACUUUGACUGGAGGAAACAAGUGGACAAACUUAACCAGUAUCCUCACUUUAAAACCAACAUUGAAGGCAUUGAUGUUCACUACGUGCACGUGAAACCCAAACGGGUGCCCGAGGGGACCAAUUCCCUUCCUCUCCUGAUGGUUCAUGGCUGGCCUGGCUCCUUCUAUGAAUUUUACGGGACGAUCCCACUGCUAACAGAGCCGUCCGACCCCCAGGGUCUCGUGUUCGAGGUGGUGUGCCCAUCCAUACCCGGCUAUGGCUACUCGGAAGCACCGCAUAAGAAAGGUUUUAAUUCCGUGUGUGCUGCUCGCAUCUUCCACAAACUGAUGAGACGCCUGGGCUUUCAGCAGUUCUACGCUCACGGAGGAGACUGGGGUUGGCUUGUCACCACCAACAUGGCUCAAUUGGAACCCAAGAUCGUCAAAGCCUUGCAUGUGAAUUUUGCUCCGCCUUCCAAACCUGGUCUGGUCAUCACUUUAUCGGUCCUGCUCGGCCGCCACUUCCCCAAGCUGUUCGGCUUCACCAGCGUGGACCUGGAGCGUCUCUACCCGUGUAUGCAAAAAAUGUUUGUGGAGUCCAUCAAGGAGACCGGCUACAUGCACAUCCAGGCAACCAAACCCGACACUGCGGGUCGAGCGCUGAAUGAUUCACCAGUUGGUUUGGCUGCGUACAUUCUGGAGAAGUUUUCCACGUGGACCAGUCAAGACUUUAGGAACCUGGAGGACGGAGGACUCACCAGGAAAUUCUCUCUGGACGACCUGCUGACCAACGUGAUGAUCUACUGGACGUCCGGCUGCAUCAUUCCCUCAAUGAGGUUUUACAAGGAGAAUUUUUCCCGCCUCGACUCUCCCCACACCACGAUGCCGGUGACGGUGCCCGCUGGAUUUGCGUGCUUCCCCAACGAGCUGAUGCACAGCCCCAAGCUGUGGGUGCGACAGAAAUUCCAUAAGCUCCUCCCCUACACGCACAUGUGUUUGGUUCGGUACACAUUGUUUGGCUACGAGCAAAAGUAUUGA
Messenger RNA from Hippocampus comes (tiger tail seahorse), 1385 nucleotides. It is a transcript of the gene ephx1, whose product is annotated as epoxide hydrolase 1, microsomal (xenobiotic). The coding region runs from base 72 to 1385 and encodes 437 amino acids. The transcript has 10 exons. Gene Ontology annotation, biological process: epoxide metabolic process. NCBI's taxonomy places the organism in Eukaryota, Metazoa, Chordata, Actinopteri, Syngnathiformes, Syngnathidae. Gene Ontology annotation, molecular function: epoxide hydrolase activity. The record is from RefSeq and is a predicted model, not a curated record.